Gloeophyllum trabeum ATCC 11539 is the source of this 663-nucleotide messenger RNA. RefSeq lists its product as uncharacterized. The record is from RefSeq and is a predicted model, not a curated record. The coding region runs from base 1 to 663 and encodes 220 amino acids. NCBI's taxonomy places the organism in Eukaryota, Fungi, Basidiomycota, Agaricomycetes, Gloeophyllales, Gloeophyllaceae. The transcript is spliced from 3 exons.
AUGGCUAAGGCGAAUACUCUCAUGGCGGACCAAUUCUUCUCCCCAGGACUCUUACUUGCCGAACACAUAGAGCGAGGUAUCAUCCCAGUUGAACGCCGAUCUAUGGUUGAGCUGGGAGCAGGGUGUGCUGUUCCAUCCUUACUCGCAUCCACGCUCGCGGAGCCGCCCGUUCUGGUGGUAAUCACAGAUUACCCCGACGACGCAAUUCUACGUAACCUAUCGCAAAGUCUCGAACGCAACCGCGCACACGUCACCAAUGGAUGCGCCGUCCACUGCCUGGGACACGACUGGGGAAAAGACGUCUCCCCCCUUCUGGACCUCUCUCCCGCGAGGCAGGGCUACGACAUCGUGAUACUCUCGGACCUUCUCCAUUUCGACGCCUCCCACUCCGAACUUCUCGCGUCGCUCAUCUCCCUUCUUCUCAGGUCACCGACUGCGCGUACGUACGUCGCGGCUGGUAAAUACACCCCGCCCAAGGUCUGUGACAAUUUCUUGCGCGCAGCCGAGCGCGAGGGUCUUCUGUGGGAGGAAGGCGACGAAGAGAGCAAGUGGCUGGGAACCCUCCCCGUCCGCGGCCGCGGGUUAGAUAAGGAGAACCUUGGUGUCAGGAAGACGAUGUGCAGAUGGUGGAUUGGCAAGUGGUCCGAGGACGCACUACGGUGA